UGUUUACAAAAUGUUAGUACAAAUACGUCGCUAUUUAACAAACGAAUGCUAAGAAAAGUUAUUACGUUUCAAAGCGAUUUUAUUAAUUUCUACAGAGCAUGUUUUAUUUUAAGUAAAGAUUGUUCCAAUGCAUUUGACGUAAAGCAGUUGGAACUAAAAUACUGUAAUAAGCUGGAGGUUUUUCUUUUUGCUGAUUAGAGAGACGGACCCUGUUCCUGCUGUUUAUUUUGAUGUAGUGCACGCAGUUCUGCUUUAGAUUUAAUUUAUUGAUCUUUAUUCCACAGAUUUCAAAAAUGGAGUUUUCCGAAAGAAAAAGGAGCAGGAAAUCUCAAAGCUUUAAACUGGUCAAUGAAGAUUUUGAGGCAGGAUACUUUGAUUGUAAUACCGGUAUUGAUAUCACUGGGGAAGCUAAUAACACAGCAACGGCUACAGUUUGGCUAGGUGACAAAGAUGUGGAGAUUAAAAACCAGAUCACCGGAAUGAUGAGACUCCUAAACGACAAGGCAGGCAGAGUGUAUCAGAGGGUGGGAAAAGAGGGUGAGAACUUGAGACAGGAGCCUCAGGAAGUCGACUUGAGGUGGGACCAGCACAUUGCCAUCUCUCCAUCUGCUAGUCAGGAGGAGCCCCAGCACAGCACUUGGAAUGAAGAACCGGCAGCAAGACCCCAGGUUUCUGGGCAAUAUGGCACCCGAUCUAAAACCUUGAAAAUGAUCAACAAAAUGAAAAACACAGUGAAGACGAAUGGAGAGAUACCAAUCACAAACAACCCUGCUGGGCGAAACUGUUGUAUGUGUAACUGUAAGACCACCAUGCAGGCUAUCUUACAGGAGCUCAGAGCCAUGAGGAAGUUAAUGCAGACACAAAAAGGAGCUCAGUCAAAGCAGCGUGCACAGACGAAUGUAAGUGCUCAGCGUUCGGCAAUGCCACGCAAGAGGAACAGGAAAAAGAAACCUGCCCAAAAGGUCGCUGCACCAGCCUCCCAGAGCAAGAAGUUGUGUAGUCAGCCUGGCAGCACAACAGAGCAAAGUGGAAAGAGGGACAGGCCUGCCAGGGAGCGACUAGGCCCUACACAGCCCACUCCAGCUUCAGCCAUAGACAUCCAUGUUCCAGAAUACUGUCUUAUCCGAGAAAUGCCUUCCUCAGAACCUGAAGUCCAGCUUGCAGAGGGUUAUGAAGUGUACAUACCCAAAACCCAGCUGGACUCUAUCUUGGUGAAUUACACACGCUCUGGGAGCUUACUGUUCAGGAAGCUGGUGUGUGCAUUCUUUGAUGACACAACUCUGGCCAAUUCCCUGCCCAAUGGAAAAAGAAAGAGGGGGUUAAAUGAUAACAGAAAGGGGCUCGAUCAGAAUAUUGUGGGAGCAAUAAAAGUCUUCACAGAGAAAUAUUGCACUGCUAAUAGAAUUGACAAGCUUCCCGGUCCAAGAGAUUGGGUACAGAUCCUCCAGGAUCAAAUUAAACUGGCCAGGAGAAGAUUAAAACGAGGAACUGGUGCAGAAGCUAUUGACUAUGAUAAAACAUGUGGACAGAAGUCCUGUGUCUCAGACAGAGGCUAUUGUUUGUAGUGAAGAAAGGGAUGGAUGUUCUGAACCCCAGUCAGGUAGAGCUUUUGAGAAGAGCACAGACCAUGUGUGGGGUGAUGCUGAUAAGGACUGCACAGCAUAACAAGUUUUCUUUGCAGUACUUUUGCUCUUUGUGGUAAAUCCAAGUUGAUCUACUUAUCCAGUUUGUCACGUUCAAAUUCAAUUGUUUAGAGAGCUCGUAGUUGUCUUCUCGCGAGACAUAUUAGUUUUGUGACAGUUGUGAAGUAAUAAAACAUACUAAGACUACAAAGUGACUAACUUGCUUUACAACUAUGUACACCGCCUGCGUUAAGCAAAAAGUGAGAAUACAGUUGAACGUUUAGCUGAAUGCAGUAACCUGCAGUAACCUGCAGUAGCCCUUUAUUUUGUUCAUGUGACUCAUCAGUCCAGUCUGGGGUACCUUUAGUAAAGGAAUUCUCUGCUGUAGUGCGAAGGGGACUUCAAACGUUAUGUCUUUUGUAGCAAACUCAUUAUUUCCCUUAAAAAUGUUUACCAUAGUAAAUAUGUGCAGUGGUUUUGCAGUUUACCAUGGUUAAAUAAGAUUGUACCAAGCGUUACCAUGUUUGCCUGUGCUUUAACAUGCUUUUUCUUUUUUCAUAAUGCUUUUUUACACUUCUCUGUGUCUUUACUUAAAUGUGUUAUUCCACAGUAUACUGCAGUAAACUUUUAUUUGUUUUUUUAUGAAAUCAUUAUUUUUGAAGAUGUGCCCUAGGCUGUUUUCUAUCAGCUCAACAGAACUGUAGCAGGUAAAUAGCCACCAAGUCCAGUUUAAUGUUCAGUUUGUACUCAAAUUGAGAGCACCACUUAGUGAUGAUAAAUAAUGAUAAAACGUAUUACAUUCUUUACCACAUGAGAGUAAGAGUAUCAGAAUCAGGGGAUAUGUGGAGGAAACGUACUCAUGGUGGUACAGAGUAAAAACAUUUGAAAAAGGAAAAUACAGUCUUGGCUUGCCCACCAGUGGAAUUGACAGACAAAAUAAAGGUAGGCAAAUCAAGUGGUAGAAGAUGAAUGUAUUUUAUAACUGCUUCCCUUAAAGAAGCCCAAAAAUGACAUGUUAGAAGAUUCACUGAAGUGAUGUUAUAUUGUAAUAUUUGUAUUUAGUAGAUCGGUGUAGAUAAUAAUAUUGAUCAAAUGGGAUUUUCUUAAAAUGUUGCUCCAUUUCUUCCAUACAAUUUGUAAAUAUUUUAUUUCAAUAUGUAAAUAUUUAAACCCUUUUUUUAAACAAAAAGAUGAAUCAUUGUGAAAUUGUUUUAAUAGAGUAUUUAAAGUGUGCUCUUAAAUAACUGAUCUGUUUAGAUUGUAUUUCUGCCUCAAGAAUUAAAAGGUUUAUCGGACAAUAAUUGGUGCUUGUGUUUUAGUUCUUAAAUCAUUUUCACAACAUCUGUGAUCCUUGAAAUGUAUUUUUGCUUACGACUGUAAGUCGCCCUGGAUAAGGGCGUCU
Molecule: messenger RNA, 3024 nt
Organism: Acipenser ruthenus (sterlet)
Lineage: Eukaryota; Metazoa; Chordata; Actinopteri; Acipenseriformes; Acipenseridae
Product: BEN domain-containing protein 7-like
Exons: 10
Coding region: 294-1565 (423 amino acids)
Molecular function (GO): DNA binding
Source: RefSeq, a predicted model, not a curated record